CCUUGCUCCUCUCCAGCAGAGCCGGCUUGCACCGCUCACCUCCACCCAUAGCACUGUCCAUUCCUUGCUGCACUUCUGCACCUACUAUCGUCCAACACCCUAUCCCCUAUUAUACUGUUGUGUCGCCACCAACAACCCCCAGCACAGCUGUUGUCUGCUCCAGUCCUCUCUCAACUGUCCACACCCAAAACUGCACCUCCCCAAUCUCAAACAUAGUAUCAUCAGCUCCCCUGACCUGUUCCACCCCGACCCCAACUAUAACUCCCACUGUAACUCUCUCUGACCCCACCAGUUAUCCAACCACUGCCCCUAAUGUAACACAUCAACCCCCAACCAAUACAUCAAUCGCGACACCUCCUACAAAUCCAACACCCUGUACAUUUGUAACUCAAACUGCCUUGUCUUGCACCUCCAUAUCGUAUUACUCUACUACACAUCCGAUUGGUCCCAAUGCCCCUCACCCAAAUUCUGCUUCACCUUCUUAUGCCACUCUCAUACAAACUGUAUCUCAUUGCAACAUCCCAUGUCAAGCUCGGCAAAAUACCUCUUCUGCCAACACAGGCACAACCCCCUACUCCUCCCCAGUCCCCAAACUAAAAUCAUGCACUUCUCCGCCUCCACUUGUGAAAACAUAUGUGUCCACUCUUCCAAAUGCACAACUAUGUGCAACACCAACUAAAGCUGUUCCUCUGUACUCUUCCACAUUUCGUGCUGCGCCACCAUACACCCCUCCCUCUCAGGCCCCUUACAAUGCUCAGGAUAAGAGGGGCAUUCGACUUCCACCUCCUCCCCCACCACCUCCACCUUACACACCACGCAAAAAUGGAAGUGAUCCACCAGGUCCUGCAAGCCGAACACCCAUGCUCAGGGCAGACAGUAAAAGCAGCAAGAAAGAUAAAGACAGGGACAAUGAGAAAAAGGAAGAUAUAAGAUGUACAGACUCGCCCAACCUCUGUAAGAGAGCCAGCUCUCUGAAGCACAGAGCUCAUACUCCGCCAGUUGCUGGGAUGAAUCAAGAGAAGCAGUCCUCCUCCUCCUCUCCUGCCAAGGCCUGUUUUAAGUCCAGCUGUCUCAGCUCAGCCCAGGCUCAGCUUGGGGCACUGCACAAAAUGCUCUGCUCAGGCGCCAACGCUAGGCCCAACACCCCUAACAGCCAAAACCCUUUCCCUCCAAACCAGCAGGGUUGCUCUGGAGCCAGGGGCUGCACUGCUUCUGGGGAGCGGCCUACUGCUGGGCCCCUGACUGCCACCCAGGCUGACACACUAAGACAGGUCCAGGAAAUUCUGGGAGGGUUGGUGUCUGGGGCCAGGUGUAAACUGGAUCCAUCCAGGGUAACAGAAAAGCUCCUGAGCCCCAACGGACCCCUGCACGAUAUUCGUAGCCUGCAGAACCAGCUCCACAGCCUGGAGGGAGUUCUGGAGACCAGCCAGAACACCAUUAAGGUCCUGUUGGAUGUCAUUCAAGACCUUGAGAAGAAGGAAGCCGAGAGAGACGGAAGACAUUCCUACAGGACCGGACAGGACAUUGAGAACUGUGGGACCUGCAGGGACUGUGCCUGCAUCAUCUACAGUGUAGAGCAUGACUUUCGUCUGCAGGAAGGGCAGGUGGUACGCACAUGGAAGGUGGGCGACCCUCCUGAGGGCUCACCACAGCCCGCCACUCCCCAGCCCACCACACCCAACCAACAAGACUCCCCUCAACUGGUGCGACCCCCUGCCACCACCAAGAAGAACAGGAAGAAAUGUUUCUGGUUCCUCUGAGGGCUAGAGGAUAGAGCGAAAGACAUUUUGAUACUUUAGUGCACUGCAUACCCUUCUUUGAAAAACAACAGAAGAUAAACUGUGGAGAUUUGAUUCAAAAACAAGUGUGGAAUGAACUGGAGAAUUAAAAUGCAAACAUAAAACUGUGGGAGGACAAAGAGUUACAGAGGUUAUAAUUUUAGCUGUUGUUUUUGGAGUUGAUGAGAAUGGUUUGACUGGGGCACACAUGUUGUUACUGCUCUUAAAAUGCCUCUUCAGCACUUACAGGUUUGAUACCGGUGCAGGGAAGUAAAAGUGCUGAAGUCAAAUAAAAGCAAAAGUUCAGUCCACAAGAUGACUCACAGUUAGGAAGCAAUUAGGAGAUAUAAAGAGAAU
Micropterus salmoides (largemouth bass) is the source of this 2135-nucleotide messenger RNA. RefSeq names its product protein INSYN2B. The record is from RefSeq and is a predicted model, not a curated record. The coding region runs from base 861 to 1760 and encodes 299 amino acids. Gene Ontology annotation, biological process: inhibitory postsynaptic potential. The transcript has 3 exons. Gene Ontology annotation, cellular component: postsynaptic density. NCBI's taxonomy places the organism in Eukaryota, Metazoa, Chordata, Actinopteri, Centrarchiformes, Centrarchidae.